UCAUUUACGUUUUUGCUAGGGAUGACAUCUAAGAAUGCUUCAGGUGAAGCUAAUAGUAACUGGAGAUGACUUUGGCUAUUGUCCUCGGAGAAACCAAGGCAUCGUGGACUGUUUCCUGGCCGGUGCGAUAUCUAACGUGUCCCUUCUAGUCAACGGAAGUGCUGCAGCAGAUGCAGCCAAGCUGGCAAGGAGAUACAACAUCCCAAUAGGCCUGCAUGCCAACCUCUCCGAGGGCUCCCCUGUAUGUGAGGUACUCAAGACAAACUCUUCUCUGCUCAACCGAGAUGGAUUCUUCCAUGGUAAAAUGGGAUUCAGAACAGCUCUAUCAAAAGGUCUCCUGAAUAUGUCAGAGGUGAGGCAGGAGCUAAAGGCUCAGGUGGAGCUGUUCCAUGAGCUGACAGGUCACCUACCUCCUCACAUGGAUGGGCACCAGCAUGUCCACGUCCUCCCAGAGGUCAGGCAUGUUUUUGCAGAGGUGUUAGAGGAAUAUGGGAUUAAGUACACUCGUGUCCCAAUAGAGCCAGGCCUUCAUAACUGUGACUGGAUUCCACCGUCUCUGAUGGACUUUUAUCUGGGAGUAGAAGAAGAUUCUUUUAACACAGUGGAUGUGUUUACAAAGCAUGGAAUAAGGUGGCCAGACAUUUACAUAGGCCUGAGCACCAUGGGCAAGAACAUGUCUGUCAGCAGCAUCUGGAGUGCGAUCGACACUGCUAUCCUGGAGGUCACGGCCAAGGCAGCCUCACCUGCACACCCAACGCCACCGAGCAGGACAGUAACCAUAGAACUGAUGGUGCAUCCAGGGUACCCCAGUGUCCCACCCGUCGGCGGCUGUGGGGAAGGACCAGAUGAUUUCUCGCAGUCCUGGGAGCGCCUCCAUGAGCUCCAGACUUUAGUUAAGCCAGAGCUGCAGAGCCAUUACAAAAGCAGGAACAUUCAGCUGUGUUCAUUCAAAGAUCUUUAA
Molecule: messenger RNA, 961 nt
Organism: Acanthisitta chloris (rifleman)
Lineage: Eukaryota; Metazoa; Chordata; Aves; Passeriformes; Acanthisittidae
Gene: YDJC
Product: YdjC homolog (bacterial)
Exons: 5
Coding region: 35-961 (308 amino acids)
Biological process (GO): carbohydrate metabolic process
Molecular function (GO): deacetylase activity
Source: RefSeq, a predicted model, not a curated record